This is a messenger RNA of Annulohypoxylon truncatum, 414 nucleotides long. RefSeq lists its product as uncharacterized. The transcript is spliced from 2 exons. Bases 1 to 414 code for a protein of 137 amino acids. The record is from RefSeq and is a predicted model, not a curated record. Lineage: Eukaryota; Fungi; Ascomycota; Sordariomycetes; Xylariales; Hypoxylaceae.
AUGCGUUUCGCCGCCACCUUCGCCACCCUCGCCCUCGCCCUCAGCGGCAGCGCCGUCGCCCAGAGCACGGAGGACGUCUCCGUCACAGCCUUCACCCUCCACAAGGCCGACGCAGCGGGCACCGUCGACGGCGUCUCGUUCAAGCUUGACGGAAAGGACGGCAAGGGCAUCGACUGCAGCGCGACUGCCACGCAGAUCACUGCUGGUGUGCCCACUGCCGAGUUGGCCUGCAGCAACAACAAGUACAAGUUCACCGUACUCCCUGGCACUGACGCCGCGACUUUCGGCUUGAAGAUCACUCACGACACUAUCUCCGGCCAAGGCAACGUCGCCCUCAACUGCCGCAGCGGCGGCGGCGCUGCCCAGGUCUGCAGCCAGACCGAGGCCGCCGUCAAGAUCAGCCUUAAGGCUUAA